AUAAUUGAGCAACGGUAUAAAAGGACCUGUCAUAUGCAUCCGAAAGCAUCCAUUAUCCUUAUUGUGGUCAUAAAACAACAAGGAAAAUGUCCUACCUAACACUACUUGUGUUUGCCGCAGCGCUUGCUUCUUCUGUGUACUCUCAACGUAUGGGCCAACCAAAGGACCAAUGUGAAGUCAUCCGUGUCGACAAAGGAGAUCGAUUCGGGACACUUGGGACCUGUUGUGUAACAUGGGAUGACCAACUUCCCGGGUCAAGAAGAUUAUUGGGUGGAAUAGGAUUUGGUGCUGGAGUUAAGGGAUAUUUAAACGACAGCAGAGGUCGCAAUAUUAAGGGCGGACUUGGAGGGACAAUUGGCUUUGGACUGGGUGGUGGUGGAGAUGAUGACUCUUCACCACAAGUACAGCCACAAAUGGCAGCGGCAUUUUCAGGUUACCCACACGGCGGAUUUGGUGGUUAUGGCGGAUUCGGCGGAUAUGGCGGAUAUGGUGGAUUUGGUGGUGGAUUUGGUGGAUAUCCCCCAUAUGGUGGAUAUGGCGAACUAAGAUAUAGUGAAUACGGAAAAUAAAGUGUUUUAACAAAAAUAAAAUUAACUAAAACAUAAAA
This is a messenger RNA of Dalotia coriaria, 607 nucleotides long. RefSeq lists its product as uncharacterized. The record is from RefSeq and is a predicted model, not a curated record. Bases 87 to 569 code for a protein of 160 amino acids. The transcript is spliced from 2 exons. NCBI's taxonomy places the organism in Eukaryota, Metazoa, Arthropoda, Insecta, Coleoptera, Staphylinidae.